Molecule: messenger RNA, 27772 nt
Organism: Pocillopora meandrina
Lineage: Eukaryota; Metazoa; Cnidaria; Anthozoa; Scleractinia; Pocilloporidae
Source: the annotation of a GenBank genome assembly
GCCAUUUUGGUGCUAGCGCGGAGGUAAUUUUAGACACGCUUUGUUGUAGUGUUUUAGUUUUGAAUUUCUUCUUGACUCGUCUGCCAUCGAAGAGUUUUUAAACGAAGGGGGAGUGUGGUUUGGUCCGCUUUCGUGAGCCCGUCCAAACGCAGAUCGCGUUAGAAUGUCUCGCCGUUAUGACAUGGGUGAGCAAGAUACUUCGGCGACUCGUGCAGUCUCCAAUCGUCGGAAAGUCACCGUCAAAGUUUGUAUGCUCGACGAUUCCGUGGUAAAAUUUGAUUUAGAGGUAAGUGCUUAUGCUUUGACCGCCAUGAAAGCUUACCUUAGGGCAAGAAACGUGCACAUAAUUUUUAUGUUGUCUAUUUUUGUCGGCAUUUCAUCAGUUCUAAAAGUUCUGAAAUUCUCUGAUGUGCUUCGCAGCCCGCGAUAAUAAAUACAGUUAGCAGCUGUCUUGAGAAAAUAAUAAUUCCUGGUUAUCCAUGUGUUUUGUGCUGAAAUUAAAAGUAAACUUUCGGUAUUCCUCGCCCGACUGUGCUUUCAGUUUGAUGUGCGGAUUUCUUUAAUUUCUUGUGGCCCGAUGUUGUCGUUGAAAAAUAUGCACAAAUUGGCAUUAUCGAUCGAUGAAGCGUUCGAAGUAUUCGAUAUCGAUAGCUCCGAAUGUUUUGUGAAUGUAAUUUAAUGGCUUUCCACGUGCUUAAUUUUACCUUCAAUAUUUUUUUACCUUAGAUUUCCUUUUAAUCUUUGUUGUGACCCGAAAAAACAUGCUGUCUUUCAUUUUCCGUGGAACUGGGUUCAAUCAGUGGAAAUGUUAUGUCCAUCGGACACACACACUCCGUUUGACUUUGCCUCGAUAGGGAAUUCUCAGGAAAUUGUCAUUUUUUCGAAAUCCAGCGAUAUUGUCAAUGAACAAACUAUUCUCUAUAGGACAAGAUCCUUCCAGAAAGGACAAAGAAUAAAAACUGAAACCUAUGGGAGAAAACGAAAUCUAUCUUCAGUAAAAAAGCUCUUACUGCAUCGGAAACCAUUCUUUGUUCCUGUUGGAGUCCAAAAUAAACUGUUCUUGAUUUCUGUUGCCGGCCCUUUCUUAUCGAUUAUUCAAGUUUUAAGGCAUUCAGGAAUUAUGUAUUUAGGCGUUCGUCUCGCUCCAUCUUAAUAUUAGCGCCGCUAAACAUUUUUUUAGUAAUAUUUAGUGGAUUAUGUAGCGGUUUUGCCUCCGCUAUUCGAACAAUUUUCAGUAAGUCACUUCCGAAGUGAAACAGAUUUUAGCAUAUAAUUUCCAUUGACAGCCAUUUCAUCAAAGAUCGAUAUGCACGGAAGAUGUUAGAAAGGUUGUUGACUUAGAUAAGAGUGAAUCAUUUAUUUGAUGUUUGUUCUUUGCCGGGAUGUCGUAGAAUAGGCGAUGGUGCGUCCCAAGGACAUGUUAAUCCGUGAAGAUUUGUGUCGAUGAAGGUGUUGGGUAUAUUGAGAAUCCUACCUUUCAGUUUAUUUAGAACAUUUCUAGCUUUUGUUUUAUCGUUCUGUUGUUAUCAUGACAGCAAACUAUGACUGGAGAAUUUUUUCUCGGUAAUGUUUUUAUUUUGAUCGGCAUCUAUAAAACGUUAGAUUCAAGAAGUCAACAGCGAGUUGCAACUGAAGAUACAGUUAUGUUUCAUUUUUAAUUUCAUUUGCUCAAUUACUUUAAUUUUCAUUUGCUCAAUUGCUCAGUGUCUGCUCCUUUUCAGUGUCGAAAAAAUUCCUUAGUUUUUAACUGAGCGGUAUGAUUAUGCAUCUUCAUGUAUAAACAGUGUAUUACAUGCUAAGCCUCUUUCAAGGUGUUUGAAGGCAGCUAAUUAUAAUUAAAAUCCGAACUGAUAUUUCAUGGAACGUUGUUUAACUACCUUAGAUGCUAGAAAUUCCUUGACCCGGAAUUCUCAGCAUCGAGAGAUUAGACAUGAACUUUGUUUACACAGAUGUACAGUAUAUGGUGUGACUUCAGGACUCUUUUUGCCUUUGCUAAUUCAUUUCUGCUUUCAGAUAGGGUAACUUAUCAUUCUUUCAAUUGAGCCUGCCUAAAGCAGGCACCCUUAAUUAAUUACCACCAUAUCUUAAUCUCUGACUAGUGACUUCUUGGUUAUUCUCUGCAAAAUACUUUUUCAGCCAGCAGUUGAUUAUUCAUUUGCAUUAACAAUUUUCGUAUGUUGCACAUUGCAAGAAUUUCUUGAUUUGACACAUGUGGCUAGGUCUUACAGUAUUGUUUUUUUUUUUUUAUGGAAAGCUUUCCAUAAAAUGUAAGAUAUAUGGGAGUUCUGUUCUCUGAAGGAUUUGCAGCUUUUGAUUUUACACACAUUAUUUUCCUUACCUAAGACUGCACUCAUUACUCUAACCCCAAAGACAACACAAUUGUAGAACUGUUUAUUGGUCUACUUGUUUUGGGUGACUCUAGGAAUGUUUGGCAAGUGUGUCAGCGAAAUUGGAGCAAGGGUGUGAACAUGAACAUGUUUAUGUUUUUAAAAAAGUGUGGAUUGGAAAUACUUUGCCACCAUGCCUCAUUGAGAAUUGUAACAUUAUUCUUGUUUCUCUCAGUCUCAGUAAGAAUGGACAGGUGCAUUGUGGCCAUUUAUAUAUGUUGUGGUUUCGUUUUACUUGUAAUUGUGUCCUUUGUCAAAUGUUAAUUUUCUUUUGUUUUUGUAGCCAAAAGGUAAAGGCAAAUCUCUAUAUGACAUCGUCUAUGAAUGCCUGAACUUGGAAGAACGUGAAUACUUUGGACUAAGUUUUUAUGACAAAAAUGAUAAUUUGGUAAGUGCCUCAUUGUAUUUAUAACAAGUUUGAAACAAGGCAAGAUUUGCAUCCUGGUGAUCUUGUUCUCAAUGUCAAAUCAGAAAUGAAAGCUACAAAGUAUAAGCAAAAAAAUGACUUAAUUGGAAGACUGCAAAUACAAUCAUGACAAUUCCCUUGUUUACUUUUUACCACCACAUCAGGAUGCAGCUCAAGUUGCUUUGGUUUUAAUUUAGAAAGAACUUUGUCUUAGUUGUGCACUUCAGAUCUUGAACUUUGUUCCAGUUAUCUGGAAGUACAAUGUGUUUUUGAGGCUUAAAGUUUAGUAUCAGGAAAAUGGAGGGGCCUUAUGGAAUCAUAUUCUCAACAUCUAAAUAAAACUGGCUCAGGGCACUGAAAUUUAUCCAGAGAAUUCUCCAAUCUCUGAUGCCCAGUAAUCCCUGAUACAUGUUCUUGAGAAGAUGGUCCCAGUAAACAUAUUGUACAUGUAAAUAACAAGCUAGAUUAAAGUUGAGUUCAAAAAUUGCACUUUAGAUAAAAGGCCUCCAUGAAUCAUUUAAGCACAUGGAUUACGCCAAAUGAAAAACAUUGGUUUCCAAAAACUUUUCCUAAUGUAAAUCACACAGUUUUUGCAACAUACCACUUCCACCUCCAUCACCAAUGUACCACUCAAACUACCUCAGAGUUUUAAAAUUCCAUUGGUUGGGUGUAUACAGUGUAGUUCACAUUUAGAUUUCUUCAUUUUGGAAAAAAAAAAUAGUCUGGCAAGGGUGAACAUUUGUAUAUGUAAUAUAUGCAUUGUAUGGUUAGGUGUGAUAAGAAAUAUUUUUGUAGAUGUAGAUAUAAAAUUUCUAAAUGCCUUCCCAUCCUACGGUUGUGUGAAUGUGAAAAAUAAAUAAGUAAAAGAGCAAAAUAAUAUAUUAAUAUAUUUUCUGAUGUGUGUUAUUAUAUGCAACUAUGUCUUCUACAUCAAUACUACAUGUAUAUUCGACCCUUGUACAUGUAUAUAACAUGAUGUCAUAAACAAAAAUAUUUAUGAUGUUAUUUUGUACUUUCAAAGUGUAACAUAGAGGCACUUGAAGAAUACUGCCAUUGAUGCACUUUUGCCUAGCUGUUUUUCACUCUUUCUUUGGGGUGAUAGUACUAUAUAUAUAAAAAUAUAGGUAUAUAUAUAUAUUUUUUUUUUUCGUAUAUAACAAUUUCUUUGACCAUUCAGUCUUAUCUUUUUCCCCUGAUCUGAAUCUUUGUUUACUUUUAGUACAGCCAUUUCCUUUCAAUAAUAUUGUUUGGCAUAAGUUCAAUGUCAACUUAAAGUGCAAAAUUUCUCAGAAAUUUUUUGACUUUGAUCACAUUGUGUAGAAAUUGUGUUGUCAUUAUAUUUUAAUUUCCUUAAAAAUAAUUUUGUACAAUUAAAAAAUACAUUGAAAAAAAAUUUGUGAUAAAUAUCAAUAGUGUAAUGAUUUGAUAUGCAUUCUGCAAAAAAAAGAGAGAGGAAAAUCUGGAAGAUUUCAGUUGCACACCUCAAUUUUUUUCUCUCUAGAGGUGGACUGUUUGUUUUCAGAAAUCAAUAGUUGCAUUGUUAAGUCAAUAUUUUCUUUAAGUAUACUUUUAUGUAAAUGCACAAAAUUUUUAUGUACAUAGCUCACAACUGAUUUUUUUGUUUUCAUUAAUCUUCCCUCUGGCAAUUUCCUUUGUAACGAAAAAAGAGCAUUUAAGUGUUUUUUCUUUGUUACAUUCUGUUCUUGAUGAUGUUUUAACCCUCAAGCUAAUUUUUGUAAUCACAGUGAACCUAUCACAGACAUGAUGGCCUCCUCUUCCAUUCAAUUCCCCUAAUUUGGCACCUGCAAUAAAUAUUGCUAUGGAUAUGUCUUCAUCUGGGAAAAAAGCAAUUUCUUAAGAUUUCUAUCAGCACUUUUUGCAUAUUAUUGUUAAAUUGUUGUUUUUCUUUUUUUUCCAAUAAAAACUCUUAUUACUGGUUGUAAUAAUAAUUUACCAAAGAUGCACAGGGUAGUUGCUUUCACAGGGUUAGCAGUACAUUGAUUUUCUUAUAAGCUGUGGGUUUUUUCUUUUUCUUUUUUCACCUGAUUUAAAUAUUAAAUGAUAUUUUAAGAUUAUUUCUUUUCAAAAGGUACAUCAGAUGUGCGUCUGCAAAGGAGGGUCUUUCUUGAAGUUCAAAAUAAUGAUUUAAAAAAGUAGGGAUAUUAAAAAAAACAACAAAUAGAGAAAAGGACUUUUAAUGAACCAAAGAGGAUAUAAUUUGAUAACUGGUUUAUAACAAGGAGGUAGGGAAAAUGUUGUGACAUUUUUGCCAAGAUUUUUGUUUGAUAAGGAAAAGUCACCUGUAUCUGUGGCUAUAUUUUUAGCUUGAUAGCGUAAGAGCUUGUGAACAGUGAGCUGGUCAUUGCACUGUGCAUAGAAAGUUUUUUUCUAAGCUUGCCUUCAGGCAAGUUGAAACCAUUUCCCACCAGCAUAGGGCCCUAAGUAUGGGCCUUUUGUCAUCUGCAAACAGAAAAAGGAAAAAAUGUUUCAUGCCCUCCAGGCAAAUGUUAAAUCAAGUCAGGUAGCGCAAGUGGAAAAUUAACUAAUACUGGGUUAUCUAUCAGGACUUGUUGGCAUGUGGUCAUAGUUCGGGUAUACACGUACAUGCUUAAGCUACUAUAGGCAAGUUAUUUACAUGUAUCCUUCUUUUUUGGGACCUUUUCCAUGGAAAAUUACUUGCAAGUUUAGCUUUGCCUCAUGCCCAUGACUUAUUCAUUUGUUUAAUUCACUUUGUUUUUUGGCUGUUAUUUACUUGUUUAUUUAGCUAUAACAUCCAUAUAAAAAUCACUAGUGAUCCUUGUUAUCUGAUUGGCUCUUAUUGGUGCAAUUUAUUAACAAAUUGCACAGUUUUUUAGCUUCAAAUCCAAUCUUUUUCUCUUUCAUUUCCAUUAUUCUCAUGAACAUAAUGUGUGAUUCAGGAGUGAUACUGAAGGAAAAAUUGAUUCUUUUGUUUGAUUUUGAAAUCAAGCAUAUGAUUCCAGACCAAAUGGCACCCCAAUCGGUUCAAUUACCAUUAUCAUUUACUGAAGAAAUGUAAAAUGGUUUCUCUGUUUACAUAGCCUGAUGUAAACACGCUGGAGGUUGGGAGAACACUUGAUAAACGUAGGAAACCACGAGGCGAAGCAGAGUGGUUUCCAGCUUAUCGAGUGUUCUCCCAACCUCCCAAGUGUUUACAUGAGGCUAUGUAAACACAGAAACCAUUUUACAUUUCUUUUCUAAAAUAACUAAUGAAAGAGGAAUGAAAACUGUGUUUACAUACGCUCAUGUAAAAUUGUUUUAUGGCCAAUCAGAGCACACGUACUAUUUGAAUUAUUUUAUAAAUGUAUUUGUUUGAUUUUCAAAUGUUUGCUUAAAAAAUGACUAGAUUUCAUCUGUGAUUUUCAGUUUUGGCUUGACGAUAUUAAACCUCUUAACAAACAAGUCAAAGGUGAGAGCAGUGUACAUUCUAUAUUCAUGUUAUAAAAUUUUAUCUAAGAAAUGUUAUUAAAUUUUGCCAUGAGUUACUUAUCACAGGGAAAGGUGUUAUAUUUUGUUGUCGGACAAUGUGCUAUGGUUGAUGAAAUUCUCAUCAAAUACCUAUACUUUAUAAAUCUUUCUUUUAGAUCUCCGUUCAACGCUAUUUAGAUGCUGUGUGAAGUUUUAUCCACCAGAUCCUGCAAGUCUUCAAGAGGAGUACACAAGGUACCUUUAUCUUCUGUACACUUGAUUACAAACAUUAUCUCUGAAUGUACAAACAUCUUCAAUCUCUUUUGACAGGUUUGAAUUAAUGGUCCAUUUGCAAAGGGUUCAUGUCUGCAGCGCCUGGGUUUACAAUGGACUGAUCUUCCUACAUGUACAUGUUCUUCACUUCUCUUGCAAAUAUGGGUUUUGUGUAUGCAUCUAUGAACUUAUAAUCCAAGCUGUACUGGUAAUGGCCUACCUGUCGAGAUGCUAUCAACCUGUAUAUCAUACAUGUACAUGUAGGUGCCUUAUUAGGCUUACAGUAAUUCUUACAGGAAACUUGAAUUUUACAACUUACUGAUUUUUUGUUUUGUGCCCACAGGUAUUUGUUUGCUCUUCAGAUAAAGAGAGAUCUUCUUAGUGGAAGGUGAUUGUUCAUUCAUUCUUUCUUUCUCUUUUUUUUUUUUUUUCCUUUUUUUCGCUUCUUAAGGAAAGUCCUCCUUGUGUGAGUGCAUUGUGCACCAACCAAUUGUAGUUCUUCUUAUGUGGUUAUUAAUUUUAGCAAUAACAUUUUUAUCCCCCCCUUCUAAAAUUUCAGAUUAAAAUGUUCAGAGAAUACAGCAGCCCUUUUGGCGUCCUAUGUUGUUCAAGGUAUGUAUAACUUAAUCUCAUUUGUUUUCUAGCUGCGUGAAAUUAGGAAAUGCUUCAAGUUUUUGGGGAAGUUCUGGGUGAACAUCACUUUUAAUUCCAGAUUCUUAUCUGAGAAAUCUAUAUGUACAGUGUAGCUGAGAUGGGAUCUUUUAUCUUUUAUCUGCUAGACCAGUUUCUCACACAACUGAAAGCUUCUUAACCCUUAAACUCCCAUGAGUGACCAAGACAGAAUUUUUCCUUAUAUUUUCAAUACAAUAUUAAGCAGACAAGUGAUGAGAAUUAAUAACAUCAAUUAGGUACUUAUGAAUUGAUCCAAUACCAAAUUCUCUGAACUAACAUUAUAAGAAUUGUAGGGCGUGCAGUAAGGAGAAUUAGUAAUGAGAUCUUGGGAGUAAAGGGUUAACUUUUCUAUUCUCAAAAAAAUAGAAAUCCAAAAUUGAGUGUUACCACUGAAAUAUGUACAUGUAUGUUAAGGGAUCUCACUAAGUAUUGAAGUGGUUUUUGAGUGGAGAUACAUAUAUCACUGACAGUAGUGCAUGUGGCCAAAUGUAACUAGUCAGGGAUCUACAUCUUCACUAAUACCAUCAAAUUAGCUCAGCUAUAACAGGUGUUGUGGGUUCUCUGUCUUAUUGUUCUCACCUUUUUUAGGUGAACUUAGCGAUUAUGAUUCCAUGUCGUGCAGACCAGGAUAUUUGUCAGAGCGUCAAUUUUUCCCUGGUCAGGUAUGUUUGAUCAGAAUUUGCCCGUGCAUGAAGUUUAUUUAUAUGGCAUUUUCUUGUUUUUAAUCUGUGUGCUUUCAUCUCCUUUAUUUUCUUACUCUUUUCAGACAGCUGACUCAGAAAAGAGAAUAUCCACUUACCACAAAGAGCACAGGUACUCAUUAUUUUGUACCCUCAUGUGACAAUUUUGUAGUCACAGGUUUGGUUUUAGACUCAACUACAAUUUUUAAAAAUAGGAUUAUUUUUCUUCAAAAAAAUUGGUUCUCAUUGAUAACAGCUUUCUCAGAAUUCUAACAUGACCAAUGAUACCAACAUUACAUAUUCAAUUUUAACAUUUUAACAUUUUAACAGUACCAUGUUUAUGUUUUGUGAACAGCUCAUUUGUCAUUUUGUCCAGCUGUAGGUUUACAAAAUGAUAUAAUUAAUGUACAGUUGCUGUGUCAGGAGCAAACUGUGCCUUGAUUACAAUUUUUUUUACUGUUGUUGAACUGUGGGACAUGCUGUAUUUCUAGGGCAUUGAAAUAAAAAAAUAUAUUUGAUAGAUUGAAAUGCAUGUAUAUCAAUUUCCUUUUGUUUCUAUAGGGGUCUGUUGCCUGCUGAUGCUGACUACAACCUCCUAGAUGUAGCCCGAAGACUAGAGAUGUAUGGUAUGAUACUUUAUCCUGCCAAGGUAAGAGAUUCCUCUGAAAUGCUGAACAUUUUAGAUCUGAAUUGAAUGGAGAGGAAAUGAGGGGAAGAAAAAAUUAUACUAAGUUAACUUAACAAUAAAAUUCCCCUGCCCCCCCUUAGAAACACUCAUCCUUCGCAAGUAAUGGUGAUGCACUACUUUUCUUGUUCCUUACAGGACAAAGAUGAUGUUGAACUUUACCUUGCAGCAGCUCAUAUGGGUGUCUGUGUAUUUCAGAAUGGGGCAAAAAUUAAUACAUUUUCUUGGUAAGUACAUGUAGGCGUGUUCUCUCUACUUUGAAAUUCCUAAUCCUCCCAUCAGUACCCCUCACCUUUCCCCCUUUGUCACCCAAAUUAUGGGUGGGGUAAUACACAUUUUAAGGGUUUUGUUGAUCAUCUGCGCUCAUUGGUUACAUUUCAUUUCUGUUUCAGGGCGAAAAUAAGAAAGCUUAGUUUUAAGAGAAGAAGAUUUCUUUUGAAGCUCCAUCCUGAAAUAUUUGUAAGUUACAAAUGUAGUGAAACAUUAUGGCCUGGCAUUUAUGAGAACAGCCAUAGGGUUAUUACUCAAUUGAGUUUUGAAAUUUAUCUGGAAUUCCUUUAGGUUUGCUUUAUUCUCUCUGUGAUUAGUCUAGAAAAUGCACAUUGUAGUCUAAACCAGUUAGAUGCAAGACUAGAACUAAUCCUUACUUAACUUUUUGUGUUUGCCUGUGCUUCAAGUUUGCCUGGUUUAACCUCUCGUUUCUCCUGAAUGAUUGAUGCUGAUUACCUUGGUUUUAGUUUUCUGAGACAGUCCAAAACUGCUCUGAACAAAUCUAUAAAUAAUUGGGUUGUUUUCAUUUUCAUCUUAGGGCCAUUACAAGGAUGUUGUGGAAUUUCUAAUGGCAAGCAGGAAUGCUUGUAAGAGCUUUUGGAAAAUUGCAAUAACUACACAUGCUUUCUUCAGGUAGGUCACUAACGUGUUAGUUUUUCUUCAACACCAGAGAAUUGUGGAUGACUCUUCUUUUUCGUUUAAUGUGCUCUGUUAAAGCUGCAUGUACAUGUAUAUCAUUAGUCUAGAAUUUUGCACCACUGUUCAAAUCAAAACAUAAGCCAACUCCAUUGUAAGACCAUUGUUUUCAAGAGCUGUUUUCAUAUGUUGGGUUCUCUGUGGCUCCAUGGGGUACAGUACCCACAGCUAUUUAAGAUCCAUCCUGGAUUCUCAAUCCUCUGAUUUCAAAUAUUUGGGUACUCUGAGGAUGUAAUCUUGAGCAAAGCUGAUAAAUGUUAAGGGUUGUUCAAAAAUUUUUUGAGAUCUUUCUAGAAAUGUUGAAGUAGAGAAACAAAGCAUGACUAUCCAUGCAAUAACUUUUUCACAGAGCCUGAGGCCCUUAAGCAUCUGUCUUCUUCAUGUGAUGGAAAAUGUUACGGCACAUAUCUAUCUCUCCAUUAUUUUUACCAAUUUUGGAAAAUAAAUUUCAUAUCCAUCAUCUUUUUUCAUCCAAACUUGUUUUUAAUGAGUUAUUAAUGUUAACAACAAUCACAUACAUACACAUGUGAUUGUGGAUCACAACUCUGUGGAUCGCAUUCCAAGCAUAUCAAUAUUUUUUGUGCAAAACUGAACCAUUGUGAAGAAAGUAAACCACAAGUAAUUGAUACGUUUUCUUGUAGACAAAAUGUAAGCAACCCAGUUACCAAGUCUCGUCCAAGAAUCCUCAGCAGAGGCUCAUCAUACAGAUACAGUGGAAGAACACAGAAACAAAUCAUUGAAGGAUGUCGAACAACUUUCAGACAACAGCCUCCAUUUCAAAGGUUUGUUUCUCUGACUUCUUGUUCAAACAUUCAAAAAUGUUACUGUACUUGUUAAUCUUCGUAGUUUAAAUUGAACACUAAAUGUAUAUACAUCGGGUACAUGUGUAUUGAAAAUGUUAGGAAUGACUUGGUAACACUUCUUCACAUGCAAGUAUCAAUUCCUACACUGUCAUGUAUGGAGGCUGUAUAGCUACUGUGCUGAGCUUCAGAUUAGAGGUCUGGCCCUGACCCUGGCCAUGUGAUUGUGUUGUGUUGUGUUGUGUUGUGGGGCAAGAUGCUAAAUUUUCACUGAGCUCUUUCUGUUCAGGCAUGAAAAAUCAAUGGAAACUUGGAUGAGCUCCAGCCAGAUAGGGGCAUGGCCAUUAUACUUGUACUUUUUCUUGUCCAUGAGCAGAUUAAGGACUAGGCUUGUACUCUUACAUAUGCUGACCUAGUACAGAUGGAGUGACAGACAACAGAAAUCUCCUCAAUUUUGUGUUUAGUGUAAUUUUUCCUUUUGUGUCAUUAUUUUGAAUUGUAAUCUUUUUCCCCCUCAGAUCACAAAGCAUGAAAACACCCGCAAGACACAAUAAUUCUAUGGGAAACUCAUCACAACCAUCACCUAUGUUUUUCUCUGGACUAAGUGAGAACACACCCCCAAGGCCACUGAUACCUCUGCAGGAAAAACGGCCCCUAUCCUCAAAUGGACCAACAACAAGUAUUUCACAUGAGGAUAGACCACAGGAAACUCCACCUGAGGAGAACUUGGUCACCGAGCCAUUACCUGAAGAGAAGGGUGCCAUUCCACUCCAAGAUCUUGAUGAUGAACCAGAUAUGAUGAGGGAGGAGUCAGAUACACCUUCAGAAGCCCAGUCAGAGGCAGACCUUGAGUGGCAAACAGAGCCACUUGAAGUUGCUCCUGCAAGCACUACUGAGGCUUCUGUAAAUGUGCAUGAAUUUAAACAAACAACAGAUGACAAACCCAGAGAGGCUGUGGAGAAUAUUGAUGGGGAAUUUGAACAUGGUACACCGCUGAAUUAUUGCAGUGGAGGUGAUGAUCACAAUGUUGAUGAGAAGGUUUUGAUUCCAGAAGAAUGUGUGGGCAUUGAGUAUCAACCACAACCAAAACCACCUUCACCUGUGGAGGUGAGCGAUGUUGACACAAUGUCACCUCCCCCGCCAUCUCCUCCCCCACCACCACCAGAAGAUGAGGAAGAUGAUGAAAUUCCAGGAGAGAUCAGAGAUGAAGGGGUUGGUCAGGAAUUUCCAUCACCACCACCAGAACUAUUACCCUCACCACCACCUGAAAUAUUACCCUCACCACCACCUGAGUUGCUGAAUGACUUUGAAAAGUAAGUUGAUUAACUUAGUGGUUGGGUUAACUGGUUUCUGCAAAUAAUUAUGUACACGAAGGGUAUUUGAGCUUUGCUGCCAUUGACAAAGGGCAUUUUUGUGAGUAACUUACCUGGAACUGCACCAGGCAGACUGCUUUGCCUGUUGAAGCAAAUCAUUCAGAGAAUUUUUUGUGUAACCCUGUACACCCUACAUGUAACACCAGCAUGUAUAUUCUCCAUACUGCUCUCCAUAUGUUACCUACGAUCAUGACAAGGAGGUAAUGUUUUACAAUCAAAACCCUUUUCAACUGGCAAUCAUUUCCUCUCUUUUUGAAACCUUGAUGUCUAAUUCAGUGGCAAUACUGUUAGGAAAAAUAAGAUGGUAGUCAAUCCUUAGGGUGAUAGGAUUUAGCCAGUAUAUUUGACUGCUGAGUCCAGAACUCUGCCUUUUGAUUUGUGGGUUAUUGGAUCUUUCAAAAUCAAGAGAGAUGAAGUUAGAAAAAACCAAAAAAGAAAUAAAUAGCUUGAAAUAAAACAGAGGAAAGCAAUUUCCUCCAAGACCAGACAUCUAACUUCUACUAUAAGUAAAUUGUAUGUCCUGAUCUCCUUUGUUUAACCUAGUGAAUCGUUGUUGCAUUAUGAGUUUGAGGAAAACUGUCACAAUUUUACAAUCUUUUAGUUCAGAGGAAGUUGAGCGUCCAAUACCUGUUGUUCCACAUAAUGGAUUCCAAGAAGAAAAUCAAAAACUUUAUGAUAAGGAAGGGGAAAACAGGGAAGAAAAAAGAGAUUCAGCAAAACUGAACAUCACAUGUAGCAGUAUAGUCACUAAAGUACAGAAUGGUGGAGUAACACGACAUGGAAAAGGUGGGUACAAGUAUUUUUUGGCACAUGAUUUCUUGAUAUAAGUUGAAAAUGCAAGAUACAGCAAGAACAAUUAUUGAGAGAGUAAAGCACAAAAAACUAAUCGCGGACACAAUAGGGCUGAUGCAAAUAGGACAUAAAGCAUCAUGCAAGACCUGUGAGAUCAAUUAAGUUAGCAGGUGAAUGCUGAAAUUGUUGGAAGUUUGGUCAAAAUCUGUUUUUGUCAAUGUAGAACGUUCUCUAAAAACUAGAGAUGAAUAUUGAUAACCUCCAGCAAUUUUUCAGGGGUGGGACUUAGUGGUUAUUUGCAGUGUGGCUUUCUCAGUAAGCUUGAUGAUUAAGGGAAUUUUGUCAGGUACAUAGGCACAAGUGUUUGUAAUGAGGCUUAAUCAUGCAACCUGCAAUAGACUAUGGGAAAAAAAAAAAUUGAUGUUUGUGCACCACGGGGAGCUCUUGGAGUGAGGUGCUCUCUUCACUCUAACUGCUGUAGUACAUAUUUAUGGUGAGAAUUUUGCUGGAUUAAGUAUGUGUAAUUAUCACAAGAAAUAUAAUUACGCCUUUAAUGCUACUUGGCUGAGUUAGAUAAGAAAAUCAACUUUAUGUUACAGUGAUUAUGCCAUUAAAAAUAUAAGUAAAAUAAAUUUGUUUCAAAGGAUAAACAAUACAUACUACUGGAAUAUUAAAUUAAAGUAAACCCUUGCAUUUUAAAUGUUAAGAUGCUUUUACGAAUAAACAGGUCAAUGGUGUUUUUAGUUUAAAAAUAGAUUGUUCAUCUUUCUUUUGCUCUAUGAAGUAAACAGUAAACGAAAAUUGUAAAGUAAUUAAUACAUGUAGUAGCUUAAAAAAAGGCAACGUUUCGCAGUAGACUGAUUUACUGAUGCUGCAUAUUGUAAAUGUUUUUAGAAUGCUGUGCAAAACAUAAUUUAUAAAGUAAUAUUUCAGUGGUGGUAAACAUUUGCGUCAGUUUGCAUUGUCAUUCAAAUGACUUUGGCUGAAAAGUUUUUACAUAAUUGUCAGAGUAAUGACUGUACAUCAUCAACAGCAAUUUCUGGCAAAAGAAAAUUCAUUGCAAGGAUGAUUUCUAAACUUUAGUAAUUGUGUUGAUGAGGGAUGUCUUAAGAUCCAUCCUUGAUAUCAUGAAUAUCAGUGUACGUCUCUUACUUUUAAUUACUAACCUGUGUUAUGGACACAGUUGAUAACUAGUGAAGUGUCCAAUUAUUUCUUAUACUAUUGUUCUUUUUGCUGUCUUUGCUUGAAUGACACGCUUCUCUGUCAUUGAACCACUUUCAUAUGCAUUCUCUUCAAUACAACUCUUUCUCUCAUGACUCUCCUUCACUCUCCCUGACAUAAUUCUUUUCUUCCAAAUCUUUUUCUCUAGAUUAUGAUGAAGUCUGUGGUCCUUGAAGUCAACAAACGACAAACACUGAGUAAACAUGGUUUUCAAGAUAACAAAGGACAUUUUUUUUGCUAAGAAACCAAUGAAUGCUUAAGAUGAUAAAUCACUUGCUAUUGUUGGCAAAGACUGUAUUCAAAACAAACACCUUUGCCAACAUAGCUAUUUGUACCGUAAAGAUUUCAAAUGUACGAUAAAUAAACUCAGUAUUGGCGGAAAUGCAGAUGGUUAAAACUAUGUUAAUAAUUUAAAGAAUGUCGUCUUUGCUCGAAUUCAAAAGCUAAUCCAUUUCCUGCCUCCGACUGGAUUACACUAAUAGAUUGGUCUAACCUAAAUACGGCUUAAACGCCCCUGAGGCGUGUCGUAAUAAGAAAACAGACUUUAAAUUUACGUGAGGUUUCUUGAGAUCUUAAUCUCAAGUCUUUUGUUUAUUGUGAAUUGUCAUUGAAUUAAAACCUCACGGUUUUACACCUUUUUUUAGCCCUUCAGACAAAAGUAAAGUGGUAGUUUUAUGUAAGAUGGUCAUCAUCUUCUGUGAACAAAGAAAAAAUUGCAGCGUAAUAUUGUUAACUGAGCCGUAAGAAUUCAGGGUAAUAUGGUAUUGAAGCAUUGCUCGUUGAGUAUGUUGUUUUGAUUAAAUGUUUGAUACUGGCCAAUAAAGUAUAACUUCUUUUACUAUACAUCUCACUAUGUAUACGCAAAGGUAACGCUAAAGAAAUGAGACCAAACGGAGAGAUUAUUGAAGUCAGUUAAUAUUCUUGCGCGUACUCUGCAUACUGCUUCAUGUGCAGCCUUUGAACCAGUGCUUAUUACAAGUUUUGUAAUAACUAAGACAAUCUAACCAAGAAAUGUCUAUUGUAUUGGUUAAUUAAGACAGUGAUACAUUGAAGUUGAUAGUCACAGUUGCAUAUGCGCUCAAAUGUAGAUGAUUUUUACUUGCGGGCUAUACAAUCCUAAGGAGUUAAUAUUACCUUUAACUUCUAAAUUGUGUUGCGGUGUAUAUCUGCAACUUUGUACUUCUCAGUGCUGUUGUUAUCAUAUAUAUGACUCUGAGAGUUCUUAAAAUAAAAAGCUGAAGUUAUUUAAAAGUUACAGCUUUGUUUAACUAAGAAUUUUACUGAAUUUGUAUAACUUGAAAUGCUUAGGUACAGUACUUCGGAUAGAGAUUCAGUGCAAUCGCAGUCCCUCCUUUAAGGACUCUCUUGCUUUCAUACUUCCCUUCGUGGUUUUUUUUUUUUUUUUUUUUAACAAAUCCUUGUAACUCCCCCGUGUCACAAGCUUGUAACAGAAUCUCGUGGGUAUUGUCUUGAUGUAGUACAGAGUUUGAUGCUGAAUUCAUGAUUUAUGAUGAAUUCGUAGCAGCUAGAUAAAGUCUCCUUCGUAGCCGUUUUUUAGGGUUCGUGACACAGCUUAUGGUCACGUUGGCUAGGAAGAGAACAUUUUCAUACACAGACUGUAGAGAGGAUAUCCAUUCCUUUUAAAAUAACAUAAUGGCUACGCAUUCCCAGAGUGCAGUAGCCACAAAAAUUGCCCGUGUAUCGGGGUCUUCGAUUAACUGAGGUGUGAAAUUUAGAUUACAUCACUGAGCUUUUGAUUCAUUCUUGUAGCAAAAAUGAUGCAACGAGAUUGACUGUAGAUACAAAUUUUUUGGUUUGUUUUUGUUUCCGCCGCGGAAACUAUCACGGUUGCAGAGAUCCCUAUUCAAGAAACUCUUCAUUACCUAUGAAGAGUUUUAAUUAGAUCGUAGCGACAGAUUUCCUCGCAAUUAUCUUCGUAACGACGAUAAGAAAUAUCCACAUUUUGGGGAUGUCUGUUAAUUUAAAGACUGACAAACCUAGUAACCUGAAUUUUGGACUCCAUCUGUGAGCCCUGACUUGGACAACUGCCUGGACAUCUGGAAACCCUUGGUGUUUCGAUUUCACUUAAUUGAGCUUGGUAAAUGGCCUCAAAUUAUUAGGUUAGUUCUUGACAGAUAUUUCCUCGACUGAGACUGUUAUGUUGAAAGUACCCUUAAAUUCUCCUCCUAAAUGGUAACUGAACAUAUAAACUACAGAAUAUUACAUAAAAGACACUGUCUAAAAAAGCUUUCUUUCUAACGAUAGGAGUUACAUUAAGUUUAAAUUAUCAGUUUACACUUUUGAGACCAUGUAUAUCAUUACCUUAAUGUUUAGUUUGGCAAGGACACUGUAUGGAGAAAUUUGAUUCUGAUCACCCUUAGGGGUUAAAGAGUAUGCAAGUAUGCAUCUCCCUUCCGCUGAAUUCAUCUUGUGUCUCAUUUCAGGUAGCAGAGGGUCUCGUCACAGCACAGACAGCGGUGCAACAUCAGACUCUGGAGAAGCAAGGGAUACUAUGUAUGACGAGCUGUCGUCUCCAUUCCGAAGUGACAUUGAAACAUCGCCCCCAGUGUCUCCCACCUCACCAAUUUCAUUUCAAAAGGGUGCUUACAUCUCCAAGGUAAAGGCUGAAUCUACUCAUUUACUGAAUGGCGGUGCUGGAAGGGAAAUUAUCUGGCUCUAGGUGAGAAAGUACGUACCGAGCGCAACGAGGUCUUCAUGUGAUGAUCGAGAGCCAAAUAUUUUCCUGUCCAGUGGGACCAAACUCGUCCAAGGAGCAUUUUCAAGACGGCCGCUCUUCGGGAAAUAAUUAUACUAAAAGUAUGAUUUUGUAUUGAUCUUUAGGAAUUGUACAGCGCAGCUCACAAUGUCGCCAGAGAACUGUUGAACACGGAGAGAACGUAUGUAUAUACAUGAAGUUACAACUAAAAAGACACAGACUGCACUCUAAACAUUUGAGGAAAAAUAAUGUAAAUCCCUCUUAUUUGUGAUUCGGAAUUUUUUACUUCCAAUAUUUUUAAUACAACUUUGUUACCCCGAUUUUACUUUGUCUUUUUCCUACCUGUGUCAGCUUGGCGCAUAUAAUGCAAAACUAUUCACUGAUUUUUUCCGUCAUUGAUAGAUUUGUAAAAGACCUGGAAGUUAUCACCAUUGUAAGUAGCAAGCUUUAUCUUUGUUACUCUCUUUCUCUACCUGAGACUACUUAACUGCAAUUAGCGGUCAAUCGAUACCUGUUAUUAACCGAGGUCGAGGUCCUUACCGUUUGUUACUGAGUUCGUUAAAAAAAAAGAGGUUCCUCAAUUUACAGUACGAACCGAUAAAACGAAAUUAGUAAAAUAUUGAUUUUAUAUCUUGGUUGAAAAAGAGGGGGAAUAUUUAAUUUCGAACAAACUUUGAAUUUAGCGGGCUAUACAGUGAAUUACGGCGCGCUAAAUUGACCAAUCACAGCGCACGUACUUACUGAGAGAUAUGAUAAAGUCAUGCGUACUCGACUAACGAAAGGCCUGCUUCGCAAAUUAUGCUGGAGUGUCCUUACACAAAUAGUUUCUCGUUAAUUGAAAAAUGAAAGUUAAUUGAGAAAAUCUCAUACCCGCCCUCCAGACUAAGAAAUGCUUCCCAAGGUGUGCCACUCGAAGAGAAAAAUAUAAUUUCAAUUAGCCUUGAUGAAAUAUUAAUGAGAAUGAAUUCAUUGCUGGAACAUGAGGGACAGUCCUCAUUCCAUUGCCUUCGGAAAAAAAGUAGGUCUCGUGGCUCUCCUAUGCAAAGGGUUUAUUGCUGUCUCGCUUGAUCAAGGCAUAUUAAAUAGCUUUUAUCGUCUGUUGUUUGUUGUUUUAUUAGGCCUUUAGAGAUGUUGUGAAUGAAGACAGUAUUCUUCCUGAGGAGAGAAGAAAGCUUCUGUUCUCUACAUUUGAUCCAAUUUACGAUUUCCACUGCUCAUUCUUAUCCGAGCUCGAACAGCGAAUGAACCUGUGGUAAGAUAAUGUCGUCGUUAGUAUUACAGAAGUGAGUUAAAUUACUUCAGUUUGAAAGAUUGUGUCCCAAACUUUCAAGGAAGUGCACGAUGUUUUGUGAGGUAUUUUGAUUCAAUUGUUGUUGUCAGCUUGUUUGUUCAAUUGUCAGAAUAUCUUGCGUUUGGGUGCUCCACUGAUAUGGCUACGGGAAAAAAAUUCCUUCAUCGAUACAACUGUGGUACACUAUUUAGGAAAGGAAGUCAAGCCAAUAGAUUAUCGCUACAGAUUUGCGCUGUGGUGUGUUUCAGAGGUUUUUCACCUUAGAAGACACUCCUAAAUUCAGACCAAUGUCAGUAUCUCAGCAAUGCGCACUUACCCCUCCCCUAACCCAACAUAAUCCCAGUUUGUCAUCAGUUGAACUGUUGUUGGGUUAGGGGAGGGGUAGGUGUGCAGUUGCUCAGAUACUGGCGUUGAUCCGUAAGCUCUGUCCCAGUCGUCAAUUUGAUGGUGGUGUUAUUGUUUUUGAAUGUUUAGGGAUAAAAGUGGAGCGUCUAAAACGAACGAGAGUCCAAGAAUGGGAGACCUGCUGCUACGUAACAUGAAGCAGAUAAAGGUAAGCGAGGACCUAUCGGCAUAAAGCUGGUAAUUUUUAAGCCGUUUCUUCCAUCAUGGAUGAUAGUAUGUGCUUAAACAUUUGACAACGUGGAAGGAGUGUUCUGAUUUGUAACUCAAACUCCGAAUGUCCUUUGCUUUUCAUCUCCGAGCAACUCGCGCGGGAUUUGCGCCCGAAAAUAUUGCAGUCGUUGCAGGAAUAAAUGGAUGAAUUAAAGUACUCUUUUUGUGCUAUGUGAUCUCACUGUUUUGGUGUACUUUAAAACAUCUAUUUUCCCCACUACGGUGAUCAGUUAAUUAUUUCCUGUUCACGCAUGAAUCGUGAUGAUCAAAUUCUAUGUUCAUUUUACAUAUGAAAGCUUUGAGCCAAGGUUCACGGAGAACUGUUACUCUCACUUAGCGUGAAAAUGAAAGGAUCUUCUUUUGUCAGCGCGUCAUAGAUAGACAAAUAAAUGAGUGAAAUUCCACUGAAGGCUUGACUUUCGCCAAGAACUUCAUUUACUGUGGGCAGAGAGAACCAUCGGCUACUUUGUAACACAAUAUCGAAACAGCUUGGGGGUAUACAGUCAGAGAUUGAAAUGUUUCCUACUAACAUGGAACAAGAUUGUGAUACUUGUUACACAUUAUUUUUCUGUUUUCGUGGGAGUUAUCGUGGGUGUCUUGCUUGCAAACCCGUGUACUGAAGAAGUACGCGCACGUUCGUUCGUUGUAUUUGUUCGUUCGUGCGUUCGCACUUUUACGGGUUUAUUCAUUCAAGUUUGUCGUAAAAUUUUUAAUUCAUUCAAGUUGGCAAGUUUGGUUUGGAGAAUUCUCAUCUUUAUGAUAUGUAGUCUACUCUGUUUCUAAAUUUUAUUGUUAAUUUAUUGUCUACUUUACUCUACCUUUGACUAGCGAUACCUACACCAUGUGAAGAGACACGCCCAAGUGAUGCUUGAAUUAGAGGAUGCAACAAAUAACUAUAGAGACUUUGAGGUCGCCUACAAAGAGUUCGAGGUGUGCUCUUUAUUGAUAAUGUUUUUAUGUGCCCUUGUCGAUGUCUCAUUUUAUUGGUUCCUCUUAAACAAUUAAACCUUAUUUUCCUCUUUUUUGUAGACUCAAAAAGUUUGUUACCUGCCAUUCAGUGCUUUCAUCUUGAAGCCAUCGCAAAGAAUAGUUCAUUACAAAUCUCUUCUAGAGAGUAAGUCAAAGAAAACUUAUGACAAAUGCUAUCCGUAUAUAGUACAGCCAAGGCUAUACCAACGGCCAAUUACAAAUAAUUUAAAAAAGAACGAGAUUGCUCGAAAUAAGGAAAAGCAAUCUGCUUCAUACAGUUUGCUUUCUUCAAUAAAGUGUGUCCGAGGGACAUUUGAAUUUUGGUCUCCGUUCUGUUUAUUUGUGAAAUAAUUCUUUUUCCUCUUUUCAGGACUUUUAAAGUUUUAUCCCACUGAACACGUCGACCAUAAGGACACUCAAAGUAAGUAAACUUAACUUUGGUUUGGCUCUACAGCCAUUUGGUCCAUGAGUGGUUUGGUGGUUAAGAUGAGCAGAGUCCAAGUGUUAAUCCGUUACCUACUAUCGUACUGGAAUUUAUUUUUCAAACGAUUUUCCUUUAUAUUCUACGUUAGCUUAAGAUAUUUCUUUUACGUUUAUCCCUCCUUAACCUAUCGUGAUUCUCUCUUGUGGUUGCUAUUCAUAUCCUUGUUAAUCUAUUUCUGGGAAUUUUGCGUUUAACCAAGAUACUCUUUGAAGCUUUAUGUCAAAGUUUGCAAGGAAGUACAUGUAUAUCGAUUGAAAUUGCAAGGAGAGGUUUCUUUUUAUUCGAUUGUUGAAGCUAAAGGAUUUAUCUCCACUUUCAUGCGAAUUUAAUUUUGUUUAAAAUUGUAGCUCUUUAUGCGAAUUACUAAUGCACUUUCCCUUGCUGAUACUUUUGCGAACUACCAUGCUUUAUCAACAAUGGACAUGAAAUUAUCUGAAAUGAAUUUGUGGAAAACAUUUAUUUUGUCUUUGGGAAAAUUAUUAUUCUGAUUUUUCUAUUCCUUAUCUAGGUGCCUUGGAGGAAGUGAACGAGGCAGUUAAAGCUGUAGAGGAAAGUAUAAGGAAACUGGUGAGUUGAGUAGGAAACUGUUUACAUUUUACAUUGUUAUUGUAUCUGCGUUUGUAUUGAACGUUCUUGUUUUUUUGGAUAAAACAUUUCUCCAGUCUGGCAUAUCAAACAAUCUUGAAAGACUUAAAAUUUUCCUAUUCUCGUUGUUUGAUAGGAAAACUUUCAGAAAAUCAUCGAGCUUGAAAGAGAUUUGCUUGGAGUUGAAAAUCUCGUGCAACCUGGAAGGGUAAGUGAUUGGUUAUACAAAAACGGGUGUAUAUGACUAAUAAGUCAGGUUUUUUUACACAAAACAACAAAAAAUAAAUAAAUAAAAUAAACAAACAACCCAAAAACAAACAAAAGGAGGAGGACUCAGACCUCUUCAGGGCGUGAAAUUAACUUUUUUUUCUGAUAGCCACUUGGCUCCUAAAUUCUUCAAAGUGGUAGCCAAUUCAAAAAAAGUUGGUCGCCAUUUUCAAAGACAAACAAAAUCUUUCUUUACGCUGUCAGCGUUCUAGAUAGACCCUCCAAAAUUAAGUUAGGGAAAAGAUCUUUAACGUGCUACAAAGUGGACACUAGGAUAGAUGAUAUACAACGUUCAAGCUCAUCUAAAUCCAAGAUGGCGUCUAGUUAUCGAUCGAGAUGCAUGUGCUACGUUUUGGAAACAACUUAACGAGGAUGUUUGCCGGAUUUAUCUUUGCAAAUCUUUUUAAUUCACUAUAUCUCUUGGUAAGGUUAUGAUGAAACGUUCUAGUCGCCAAUUUGGCGACUAACUUUCAGGAUUUGGUCGCCAAAGUGAAAAAUUUAGGCGCAUUGGCGCCUGUAUUAGGCGCAAUUUCACGCCCUGCUAGUUGUUUCCUAUCAUUUAUGCCUCAGCGUGUGUUUGAGGGAGCCAUUGUUCCCAUGUUUUUAUGUCUCUUUGUAGGAGUUUAUCCGAGAGGGCUGUCUUCAGAAAAUUGACAGGAAAGGUCCACAACCAAGGAUGUUUUUCUUGGUAAGAGAACACUCUUUGUUCACGUUUCAAUGCAAUAUAUGUUCUUGACAUCAAUUUAAAAUCUUGUUGUGUUCUUCGUGGCAGUUUUCCGAUAUUCUCCUCUACACGUUCAAAGGCGUCACGUUAACAAACCAGUUUAGAGUGCGGGGCCAGAUCCCUCUGGAUACCAUACGGGUAUGUUCUAUUAAUUGCUGGUUUGAUCUGCCACUGAUUUACAUUAGGAAAGGGUAGCGCAGUGUUAAACCCCGAGAUAAUAACGUGUUCUGUGUGUUCAAUUUACCCGUAGCUUGAAAACAGUGGUCCGGAGAUGCACGGGUUAUAUUCAUUUACUAUCAUCUCGGAAGCAAGAGAAAUUCAUUUAGCGGCAGGGUCAGAGGAGGAAAAAUACAAAUGGAUGGAGGAUCUGAAAAGAGCUGUAAAACAAGCUAGAGAUCGGGUAAGCUAUUCUUUUUGCUAAUACUCUCCAAGAUAUGUAGGUAGGGAAAUUGGCAAAAAAUAUACCCGAUUGUUCAGGACUUUGAAACGGAUUUUUGUUAUCAGGGAGUCAAGACCAAGAUUUUCUACUUUUCUAAAGUGGAUGAUCAUUUGAUUAUGUUUGUUUUUAUUCCUACGAUAUUUUGAUUUGUUUUAGUCUUGCUGAAGUUCAAACAUGUUAGUAACAAGGUUUUAAUCCUUUCAGGUGUUUUGCGGAGCUUGCUCUCAGAAGAGAUCCAACUUUGCCUACCGAACCCCCAAAAUGAGAUCAACUCGAUUCCUAUGCGAAGAAUGCUACAGCGAUCUAGAGCAAGGUAAUGAAUAUUUUCAUGCUAUUUUGUCUUGACCCUCUACACCCUAAAAUCAGUAUGCAUAUUCUCCAUACUGUUCUGUAAACAUUUCCUAAGAUGUCGACAUGGAGAAUUUGUUUAACAAUCAAGAUCUUCUUUAGUGGGUGAUUAUUUCCUUUAUUCUCCCGACCUUAAUGUUUGAUUCAGGGGUGAUAUGGUAAGGAGAAAUUAGAUGCCAGUCACUCCUAGGGGUUAAAGGGUUAAAAAACCACCGAAAGAACUCAUAUCUAGUUGUCAUGUUCUUUGUUGCUACCAGUCAGGAGAUAACAGGGUUAAAUUAGUAAUAUGGGCUGGAAAAAGUGUUUUUUUUUUUUAAUUUAGUGGGGUAAAGGAUUAUCCACUUAUCCUGUAAAUAAUGUUCUUUCGUCCCCCUUUGCAGAAGAAUUACAUAAUGGAGACACUCCCUACCCCCAGAUGGGAUCAGGUGACAAGGUCCUGCCCCUACCCACCCCUGUGGAAAUAACAGGAAUAGCAGAUGGUGAUGGAUCGGAUGACGAGAUCAAUUCUAGUCCAGUGUCAAGCUUGGAAAGAAGACAUGCGCACACUCACACCAUGUCCACACGUAGAGUCUGUUGGCAUAGAAAUACUAGUAUUAGUAUGAUUGAACAUUCGCUUUCUGUGCGAGUAAGUGUAACUACUGUUUACGUGGGAAGUCUAUUCCAUUCCAUUUUAUUUAUAUAGGCCUGGUAGCCAUUGCAUGUACAUUGUCAUAGAAAAAAGCAAAAACAAAAAGAAACAAAAAAAAAAAAAAGGCCAAGAAGGAAUUUAUGGGCAUGUUAAACUACCCGCUUGCUUCACGUGCGGCAGCCGAACGACUUAAUCGGAAUUUCUAUCGAGAACCUAUUCCAACUUCUUGAAAGUAUGAGAUGUUGUGAGGAAUAUAUACACUAAGAUUAAAAAAAAAAAACAGAGUGGGGUAAAUUGUAUUAUAACAAGGUUCUUCUGAGAACAGGUCCUCACUCUAUUCCUGUUUUAUUUCAGAAUCAGAUGAGUGGAGAAUUGCUGAGGAAAUUCAAGACUGGAAAUCGAUGGCAGAAACUGUGGGUCGUGUUCACAAACUUCUGUCUUUUCUUCUACAAAACACACGAGGUAUAAGUGUGCAUCCAUCGGAAAAGUUUGCUAUUCUUCAACUUUUAUUGUUUUAAGAAAAAUACAUGUUCAUACAUAUUUGUGUGGUUUUUUUAUGGGAGGUUAUCUAUCAGACAUUGGCGCUCGCCAGUUGAAAUUAUCUAUGUACUUAUCUCUCUAAUUGUUAAGUAUUAACUCAAUACUUUUUUUCCUAGGAUGAGUUUCCAUUGGCGAGCUUACCACUGAUUGGUUACUCGGUUGGGAGACCAGUUGAGGUAAUAAUUUGGACAUCAGCAUAUUUUUCCUCUGGAGCAUAGCAACUCUGUAACUUUCUUCGCCAUUAACUUGCCUUAGGCAGAUAGGAGACUGUAGAGGACUUGAGAUUGUUAUAAUACGGUUCUUAUUGUUAUUAAAUUGCUAUUAAAUAGCUAUUUCCGCAAGUGAGCAAGAUGAGUCCAGCGCUCUAAAUAGCUACCCGAAGAAAAUCAAAACCAAGAAAACCAGGGCGAGUUUUUUCAAUGCAAUAUGUGACAAAGCCAAGAUCUUUGAUUUUAUAAUUCGGCCACGUACAAUACAUCUUUGUUGUCCAAACUUUCUUUUACACGACGGCUCAGAAGUAUCCAGAUAUCUUCACCGUAUACUUGGUCUAUAUUACAUAUUUAUUGACUUGCUGUCACUUUUUAGUGGGAUACACAACGGCCUAACGGUGAGAGCGCGGAACUCCGGGUAGAGAGGUCUGGACUCAAGACUGGGCUAGUAACAAUUCGGACUGGGUACCAGCGAACUAACCGUGAAGCCUGACGCAAUGCUGGGCAUGGAAUAGAAUUUCACUGAGGGGGGAGGGGGGGAAGGGAAAAUUAGUAAAAAUUAGUAAUGCUAAGAGCUCCUUCAAUGUAGAGAUAAGCUCCAGCCUUGUGGGCUUCAAGACAAACUGAGCAUUUGACCGUGACUCUUUUUUUCCUUUACAGGCCGAUGGUAUCGACAAGGACCUCGUUUUCAAGCUGCAGUACAAGACCCAUGUGUACUUUUUCAGAGCCGAAAAUGAAUACACCUUCUACAGGUGCAGCAAAACGUAUUAAUAUCAUGUAAACCAAAUUGUGUUUACCAGUAGCUUAAACCUUGACCACCGAAAUGGUGUUACUUAUUUUGUGAUGUUUUAUUCGCAAUGUUUGUCAACGAAACCUCGUAAACAAAGUGUCAGCAAGAAUGAAAACAGGUUGUUUCAGUAAUGGAAGUGUCUGGUAAGAGCAGGAGGGAAAAAAACAUACGCGUUCGUCAAUUGAAGAGCUACUUUCUCUCUUGAUAUAAAUUCAUAAAGCAUUUCUUUUGCGUCUUUGAUUUCAGGUGGAUGGAGGUGAUUACAGGUGCAACCCAAAGCUCAUCCAGAGUGCGUCUUUUCAGUCGUCAGAUCAGUUCUGUUCAUUAAGCAAGCUGCGAUUUGGAACAAGCUUCUUCUUUGUUGUACGUUCACCCGAGGUAUUUUAUAAUCGUUUUAUUACAUGCGUGCGCUGCUUUUCUAACGGGUGCCGCGAAGCCAAUCUUGGAGAAAAGUGAGGUAUUGUUCCUGAACAGUCUCUCAAGCUUUUUUACAAUGGUGACUAGGAUCGUAGCCAAAGCAUUUCAAAACAAGCCAAACAAGGCUUUUUUACCGAAGGGAUGCGUCUGCUACAAGCUGUGAAUGUGACCCUUUGUAACCGUGGAGACGAGGAAUAAGUUAAAUUGCUGCAAGGAUCAAGGGCAGGCCUUCGCCUCAACAUAGGCCGGAGGAUUUCUCCCCAACACUUCAAAAAUUCAAAGGCAUGGAAUGGAAGUAUCGUUUGACUUGUAAUGAUUUCCCAGGCGCGCAUUCAAGCUGACCUAAAAUGGGUUGUUGGUUCUCUUAAAGAGGCUGCAGUGAAUCUCUCAUCUUGAACGUCUCUUUCAAUGUGGAAUGGGCUUUGCAGCAUCCAGUAAUCUUCUCUUAAUUGUACCCGAUAGUGUUGUUGCUAAAUGAUUCAAGUAGUUGCCGCGAGUGAGACUUGGGUAAUGGUUAGAGACCAUAUAACAGGGCAUGAUAAGCAGCAGUUAUCUUGGCAUUACUUCAACGCCAAUUUUAAGAGUUCUUCUUAAAGAAACUUAAUUACAAACACAUUUUUUUUAAGAGGUCUAUUUCCUACUGCUGAACACUAUAUUGUUAUUUAGUCUCUCGCCUGGUACUCCAUUAACUUACAAACUCCGAAUUUCUUCUCCACAGUUCUUUCAUUUUAGCUUCCCCCUCGUUUUCUUGUAAAUUAAUUGAGAGUUGGAGUUCUCUAAAGAUAAAACUUGUACAUAAGGAUUUCUAUUCUCCCCAUCUGUUCUCAUUAGAAUGUAUUGCAACUACGAGAAGUUUCAUGUUAAUCACUGAUCGGAAUGAAGACAAAGACAUUUAAAAAUGCGGGUGCGGAGGAAACAGUUUAUAUAACAAUGUUUACAGUUUGGUUUUCGUUCUUGAGCGAGAAAGCCAAUGAAUUGUACAAUUAUAGAAUAUCUUACUUAUUUUCAAUUUUAUUACCGAUUUUAACAGAAAUUGUCGUACGCCGGAAAGGGGUCUCGUGGUAGAGUUUAAGGUUCGGUAUAUUGAAAAUACUUAUACCCUCUGCGGCCUUGGGCGAAUUACAUAAGGGGAAAUUUUAGACGUUGGGAAGGUGAAGAAUUUUACAUAAGCUAAUUGUAGCUCGCAUAAACAUUUCCGUUGCAAAACUAAUGAAAAGCUUAAUUUUAGGUGUUUAAUGCUACAUCCGGAUUUGAUAUUAAUGUGGAAACUAUUUUUCGCGUUGUUGGUGUAGCGAGAGUGCUUUUACGUUAUUUGUAUUUACCAUCACGUUGAACUUGAGCCAAAUUGCAAAAUCUGUUUGAAAGUUACAAUUCGACUGCUGAAGCAAUGAACCUGAACGUAACAUUACCCAAGUGACCUUGAAGGUAUUAAGCAAGACAGUGGUUAAGUUAACCCUUUAACUCCCAAGAUCUCUAGAGUAAUUCUCCUUACUGUCUGGCAUACAGUUCUUGUGAUGUUAGUUUGGACAAUUUGGUAUUGGAUUAACUCAAAAUCCCCUAACUAGUAUUUUUCGAUAUUCUCAUCACUUGUCUGCCUGUUAUUGUAUUGAUAUUGUAAGGAGAAAUUCUUUCUUCGUCAUUUAUGGGAUUUAAAGGGUUAUUGACGGAUUCUGUGUUCGUAGUGACCACCCGAGCGGGAAAGAUAAGCAGAUCUUCCACACUCCGCUUUGCUGUCUUUUCUCUCGCCAGUGUGGAUUUCUUUGGUGUAGUAUUUUACUUCAGAAUAAUUUUUUCCUCAAGCUUGUUCGGUCUUGAUGGCUGGUUAUGGGACUCUACUUCGUCUCACGAACUUAGCCCAUAUCUUGCCAUUCUGACCUCUAUUUUGGACAACAAUGGGCAGUACAUUUGAGAGUAAGUUGUUACUCUAUAUCAACAAAGUGAAAAAUAGUCUCAGACUCUCACAAUAACGUCAGGCAACUUUCAAACUACGUGGAAACUUCGAUUUAACGGCCAGAGACACUUAGAACUGGACAUGACAUGCAAAUGUUACACACCCCGAUUUAAACACGAAAGGAUAAGGAGAAUAAGACUCGGUUACUUAAACAGUUUGUAGAACUUAUGAGAAUGCUUCCAAUCUUGUGAGUCUUAUCAAAAAGCUGUCUCGGCACAUUAUUGCCCUCGGUUGCUAUAAAAAUUAAAAAAAAAAAAAAAAAGAAGGGAGUCUGUAACGCUUCUCAACCGUAGGUACAUACAUACAUCUUGAUACACCUAUCAGGCAGUGAGAGCGAGCGUGCUCUAUUAAUUUUCUGUACAUCGAUAUCCUUAAUCUAUCCUUCCUAUAUUAAUUUGUUUUCGUUGCAUGAGAGUUGCAACGUAUUAAAGCUUUCGAAUUCUUAUUAAGGUGAAGGGUCUUCUAGCUGUAAUUGAGAAAAGACCGAGGAUAGGCCAAGAUGUGUGUUUAUUUCAAGUUAAAAGAGUCUCCUCACUAUGCGCGAUAAUCUCGAGAUGGUUGCGCCUCAAGGAGUUGUUAUCUGAAUGGGACUAGUCGGGCUGUCGUUUGGUAUGUGUUAUUUAGUAGCGUCGAUGAAACUCUAGGGCAAGUUUUUGUUGUUUUUGUCUUUUUGUUUGUUUGUUUGAUUACAGAUUGUUAGUCUAAAACCAGGGUAAAUUGCACCUUGGCAAUUACACUUCUCGCUGUAAAGUUACUACAAUAGUGGUUCGGUGAACGUGCAAUUUUAACAUUAUUUACCUGUUUACCUGAGUGCUCUUCAUGGCAGGGCUCUUCCAUAAUGAAUUGGAAAUUGCCCAAUUGCCCAAUUGCCGUGUCGCGCAAAGGUCGGUCUUAUUGUUGAUUUGGUCGAGGAUCGAGAUUUGGAUCAAGCGAUUGGAUGCGAGAAUCCGUUAUAGCGUGGAGACUCUUUUUACUUGAAGGUUUGUCUUGCAGGUCAGAAUUUUGUACAGAGUAUUGAGAUUAUUCAGAAGAAUGGCUAAAUAAAUGUUAAAUUUAUAUUCUUUAGAGUUAUUAUUCAUGUCGAGAAAUUCAUUGUAAGUUCAAAUAAAGAUUUGGAC